Messenger RNA from Striga hermonthica, 783 nucleotides. The record is from the annotation of a GenBank genome assembly. Lineage: Eukaryota; Viridiplantae; Streptophyta; Magnoliopsida; Lamiales; Orobanchaceae.
AUGUUUGGCGUUAUGUUGUUGGUGUUGGUGUUUGGAGAAAGCUGCUGCUGCUGCAGGCCAACGGCGGCAGCAUUUAGGUGGACUCGGGCGCCGCCGCCGUCGUCUCGGCCUCCGGUACCGGCUCCGGCGGACUGGUGCCUGAGCUGGCGGUUGGGGGUGGAGACCAACAAUAUAAGAGGGUGGCCCACCGUGCCCUGGGAGUGCUUGCUACACGUCAAGUACUACAUGGAAGGCGCGCAGUACAACUCGGAUACGUGGGAAGCUGUGCAGAGCAUCAUUAAAUAUGCGAUAAACAUUAAUAUCUCAACAGAUGGUUUGGAUGCUUGGGUCCUUGACGUUGACGACACCUGCAUUUCAAACCUUCCUUACUACCGAAAUGUCAAAAAUUAUGGGGUUUUGCCAUACGACCCGGUCGCAUUCCAGAAAUGGGCAUUGCAGUCGGAAUGCCCUGUCAUCGCUAAUGUUAGGGAUUUGUUCAAUAUAUUGAUCGGAAGAGGAUUUAAGGUUUUCCUCGUCACCGGAAGGUCUGAGGACACAUUUCGAAACGCCACUAUUAAAAACCUGCAAAACCAAGGUUUUUUCGGCUACGAAAAGCUCAUACUAAGGGAUAAGAGCUACAGAGGUCAAAGCGCAAUAACAUUCAAAUCAGCAGUAAGGAGACAGUUAGUGGAAGACGGGUACAGAAUAGUGGGCAAUGUAGGAGAUCAGUGGAGUGAUCUUAUGGGUGAUGCUCUAGGAAACCGCACUUUUAAGCUCCCUAACCCCAUGUACUUUGUCCCUUAG